UAUUACUACCGCUAUUAUAGACGGACCUUUAGUUCUCAACUAUCGUGUCACGCGAUACAUCAGCGUGCAAAAGUCAUUCUGAAAUGAUGAGCGCAAAGUUACAAUCUACUAAGCAUAGCAUCUAGUCAAUUUAAUAGCAACUAGACAGUUUUUAAAAUAGAAGUAAUAUAACUGGUGCUAUAACCAUAGAUGAUAUCCCGUAAUUUUAGUUCUACGACUUCUAGUUUGUCGUUCAAACUCGUGUCACGAAAUCGAUCGAAUCGCACAUGUCGCGCUCCCUCAUUUCCGUAGUGCUUCGAAAACGAGCAGAAGGGAGUCAUGCUAGUGAAUAUACUUAGGGAGCAUAAUAUCAAUAAAAGAUUUUUAUGGUGGCUUGGUCUUUGGCCGUUCCAAUAUAAGCUCAUGAGAUGUUGGUUACCAAUGUUGUUGUUUGCAAUUCAAAUAACUUAUUUGCCAUUUGAGAUAGUAACAUUAUAUAUGCACAGACACAAUGGGCAAAUAAUUUUUGAAAGCCUUUAUCAAAUAGUUGUAUCGUUAGCUUUCAUCACAAAGUUAUUAAAUCAGCUUUGGAAUCGCGACAAGUUUCGUCGUUUAUACGAAAUUAUGGAAGAUCAUUGGAAUAUAUUUACAAAUGAAAUGGACGUUAGAAUUUUGAAAAAUUACUCUCAUAUAUCACACAAAUUUACAAUACUUUAUUCAACACUAACAUACACAAUGAUGUCUUUGUUUAUAAUGAUACCCUCAUUAGGACCAAUGUUUCUCGAUAUCGUAUUACCUCUUAAUAAAUCGCGUCCGCGAAAUAUCGCGUUAUAUAGCGAAUAUGGAAUAGAUCGAGAUAAGUAUUUUUUCCCAAUCUUUUUACACACCUCUAUUGUGAUCAUUUUUGGUGUAAGUAUUAUGGUGGCUGUCGAUAGUAUGCAUAUAGUGUGUACCGCACAUGCAUGCAGCUUAUUUCAAAUUAUUGGUCGACAAAUCGAGAACAUAAUAUCGAAUAUGAAUACCGAUAACAAAAUGAACAAACUCGAACGUUACCCAAAUGAAGAAUAUAAAAUACUCAAUGAGAAAAUAAUAUAUCGAGAGUACAUCACGUGUAUAAAAAAACAUCAACUUACUUUAGAAUAUGUCAUCGUAUUAAAUGACACCCACAAGAUUGUUGGAUUUAGUUUUUUAUUUUUAAUUGGUGUGUGCUUUAGUCUAUUGGGAAUUCGAAUUGUCUAUGUGUUAGACCAAAUAGAAGAAAUGAUUAGAUUUAUGUGUAUAAUAACCGGAGCGUUAUUGCAACUGAUGAUCGUAUGUUAUUCUGGUCAGAAAUUAAUGGACGAAAGUCAGAAUAUAUUCCAUCGAGCAUAUGCGGCGGAAUGGUACAACUUCUCACCAAGGCUAAAAUCAUUGUUAAUCAUAAUUCUUCACAAAAGUAUUGUGCCGUGCAAACUGACAGCAGGUAAUUUGUUUCCGUUAUCAAUGGCGGUCUUCGCCGCGGUGAUACGAACGGGUAUAUCUUACUUCACGGCAUUCUUAUCAAUAAAAAAUUGAUCAGUUCCAAAAUAUAAAUAUUUAAUUAAUUCUUCACUAAUACGUCUUCGAUUCAAACAAAAAUGUACAUAAAAAUUCAAUUAACAUACUGUACCUUGGAAGAUGAGAAUAUAGUAUUAAAUUAAAAAGAUAA
Solenopsis invicta (red fire ant) is the source of this 1666-nucleotide messenger RNA. Its product is annotated as odorant receptor 9a. Gene Ontology annotation, cellular component: plasma membrane. Gene Ontology annotation, biological process: sensory perception of smell; detection of chemical stimulus involved in sensory perception of smell. NCBI's taxonomy places the organism in Eukaryota, Metazoa, Arthropoda, Insecta, Hymenoptera, Formicidae. The record is from RefSeq and is a predicted model, not a curated record. Bases 319 to 1533 code for a protein of 404 amino acids. Gene Ontology annotation, molecular function: odorant binding; olfactory receptor activity. The transcript is spliced from 9 exons.